AUGCGUUUUUUGGUUCACUUCGUCCUCCUGAUGAUACCUCUUCAUCAGGGAGUCGACACGACCCAAGUGGAAAUUCAACAUGGAAUCCGUAGCUUUGAGCCGGUUAGAACUAUUGAAAUUGGCCAGCAGGAAUCCAGUCGGGCGACGGGAUCGAUAGAUAAAGUGCAAGAUACCCUGAAACUGACAGAUACCUUGGAGGAGACCUCCUUGGCCAAGAAGUAUUCAACAGAAGCCAGGCUGGCCGCUGCCGAGCUGCACGAAGAGGAAGCACUUGCCAGAGAAUGCCUAAGGGAACAACUUAGAACAGCCGGCUAUCGAUCCCGGACGGCCCAUCAGAAUCGAUUGGCAAAGCGCUCGGCCGAUAAGUGCGCCAAGUUUCGGACCCCCAGACAUAAGCUUAUGUGGUGGGCCUUCAGACAUCAACUCCGUCGUGCCGGGUACGAGAUCCGAAAGCUCUUUUGGCGGUUCAUGGCGUGGUGCGGAAAGAGAGGGGCAGCCUGGAAACUGUUCAUGAUCAAGCUCCGUUGGGCCUGUUGCCGCAAGUGUAAGCAGCUUGAUCCGAGAUAUCUAAACAUCCUCGCACCUCUUGUAGGAUGUAAUCAUUCCCUUUUCCUUCUCAAACCUUUUCUCAUCUCACCACUACAUACAAUCAUGCCUGGCCGCUGGAAACCUAUCUGA
Puccinia triticina is the source of this 678-nucleotide messenger RNA. RefSeq lists its product as uncharacterized. The transcript has a single exon. Lineage: Eukaryota; Fungi; Basidiomycota; Pucciniomycetes; Pucciniales; Pucciniaceae. The record is from RefSeq and is a predicted model, not a curated record. Bases 1 to 678 code for a protein of 225 amino acids.